UUGCUUAAUUUUUAAAAAAAGUAUGUUUUCAAAUUUGCCCGUUAAUGGCUACAAGAAGAAGAUUUUAGUGUCUGGAUCUGUGGCAAAAAAAAUCGCUAAAUAUUGGCAACUUAGAGGGAGCGGCUCACAAGAAACUUUAAAAAAAAACAUCGCAGAAGAAGUAUAACUUGUAUUGACCCGUGUUUCAUUUCUUGUUUUGGGUUUUACUAUGGCUGUAAUGCUCCAAAAUGAGUUUCCUAACAUGUAUGGACGUAAAACAGACAGAGUUUUUACAGAAGAAGACUUUAAUAAAUCGCACAUAUUAUUCGAUGAGCGAGAAAUAUUUGAUUUUAUUCGAGACAUUAAAGAUCCAGAACAUCCUAUGUCCUUGGAAGAGCUUGGUGUUGUAGAAUUGGAAUUGAUCCAACUCAAUGAAGAUUCUAAAAUUUGUCUGGUGGAAUUCAAGCCUACCAUUCCUCAUUGUAGCAUGGCAACAUUGAUUGGAUUGGCUAUCAAAGUCCAUCUUUUAAGACUAAUGCCAAUAUCUUUCAAGGUGGAUGUUCGUAUUCCUCCAGGAUACCAUAAUUCUUAUAAUGCUAUUAAUAAACAGCUUGCUGAUAAGGAAAGAGUGUCUGCUGCUUUAGAAAAUCAGUAUUUACUGGGAGUCAUUAAUGAUUGUUUAUUACUUUCUGAUCCUCAAGACCUGCCACCUUUUAUUGAAACUGCUCUGAAAGACUCAAAGAAGUUAGAUGACCCUAAAAUUAAAUACAUACAAUAUAGUAGGCAACAUAUAGAAUCCUAUCGUCGAUGGAAGGACAUUAUUAAUAACCAAACAAAUAGAUGUCACUUGACCUAUAUUGCUUAAUUUGAUUCAUUAUUGUUUUUGUUAAAUAUUGUAUUUUCCUUUUGUAUUUUUAGAUUUUUAUUUUUCAUUAAGUUACUACAUCAUUAAAUUUAAAAAUCUAACUCAUUCCUGUGUAUAUAAAGUUCUUCUCUUGUUAAGUUAAGAAUUAGUUUUUUAACUUAUUGAAAGAUAAAAAUGAAAUUGCAGUUUUGUUGUUAAAAGAAGUCAUAAAUAUGAUUGUAAAACUCUGUAUUACAAAAUAAGGAUAUAUUAAAAUUAUAAUCAUUAUCUUA
Molecule: messenger RNA, 1116 nt
Organism: Parasteatoda tepidariorum (common house spider)
Lineage: Eukaryota; Metazoa; Arthropoda; Arachnida; Araneae; Theridiidae
Source: RefSeq, a predicted model, not a curated record